This is a messenger RNA of Lampris incognitus (smalleye Pacific opah), 4335 nucleotides long. It is a transcript of the gene cobll1b, whose product is annotated as cordon-bleu WH2 repeat protein-like 1b. The record is from RefSeq and is a predicted model, not a curated record. The transcript is spliced from 14 exons. Gene Ontology annotation, molecular function: actin monomer binding. The coding region runs from base 692 to 3829 and encodes 1045 amino acids. Lineage: Eukaryota; Metazoa; Chordata; Actinopteri; Lampriformes; Lampridae.
ACAUGCACGAGACGAGACGGGGACGGACUCCAAACCACAUUUUGGACAUUUUCAUCAAGAACUGCGCCGUUAUGGCACCACGAGAAGAGGACCCAAGGACAAGGAGGCAAUUAGAGCUAAGGGUUUUGCUGAUAAAGGUCUUAUAGACGGACGGACGACACUUCGUUGUGAAGCGGAGGGUGUGCUGUGUGGUUUCGUGUUUAACCUCGUCUCCUCGUGCCCUGCGUGUGCGCCCCUGUGGCUCGUAAUGAUAUAACGUACGUGUGUUUUGCGCAACGUAGAGGGGAAAAAGGUAAACCGGAGGAGACGCGGCAGCAGCGGACGCCCCCUGCCGGUGGCGGCGCGUAACUGCAACACAGCCUUCGGGCGUGAAGGCAACAGUUGGCCGCGGCAGGGUCCUGGUGUCCCGGCUGGACCUGGUCUCGACGUGCCCGCUCGGACAGGCUGUUGGAAACGGGAGACUUGAGGCGCGGCGCGGCGCGGCGUGACGUCUUGUGUGAGAAACCACGUGGGGAACUAUGGAUCGAUGAGGGGGGAAAUUACGGAUCGAUGAGGGGGGAAAAAGCAGACGUGGAAGAGCGCUGAGCUCGCCGGUGUGUGACUGCCCUGAAGACUUGGGAAAGUUGACUCUCGCCCCGGUCACCGACGGCUUGCAUGUCCCGGGGAAUCUGUUCAACCUGUCAGCCUCGUCAUGGAGGAUCAUGGACCCCACCGACCCCUCUCCGCUAUGAGGGUGUCAACGAAAAGUAAAGCCCCGUCUCCCCCGGUUGUAAAAAGCCCGGACUCCCCUGGAUUCUCCCAGAGGUACCCAGGAUACCCUCAUUUGACUAUGGACCAGAAGGAGAACCUGACUGAAAAAGACCUGUCUCUGGUUGUGGUUCUCCCUGGCGGAGCGGAGAAGAUGACCACGGUACAUGGCAGCAAACCCUUAAUGGAUCUGCUGGUGAUGCUGUGUGCCAAGUAUCACCUUAACCCUUCCAGCCACACCUUGGAGCUGGUCACCGCCAACAGAAACCACAUCAAGUUCAAGCCCAACGCUCUGAUAGGAAACCUGGAGGCAGAGAAGCUGCUGCUGAAACCCAAGGGAAUGGACGAAAAGAAUAAAAAGACCGUCCCCGUGAUGCCUGAGGCUACUGUUCGUAUGGUGAUAAACUAUAAAAAGACCCAGAAGACCAUACUACGCGUCAGCCCUCGAGUUCCCCUGGCAGAACUCUUGCCGGCCAUUUGUGAGAAAUGUGAAUUUAACGUGGAGACGACGGUUCUGUCAAGAGACGUCCAGUCACAGGGCCCGUUGGACUUGUCCAGUUCUCUCAAUGAUUAUGCCAUAAGAGAGGUUUAUGCAAGGGACACAAAAGACCAGCCUGCCUCUCCUCUGUGUCCACCCUCACCAGCUCAGGCAGGUACAGUUGCACCAGGCAAAGAUAAGACUCAGAAAGAGAAGGAAAACAAAGGCCUCUUCAGUAUGUUUAGAAGAAGCAAGAAAACAUCUGAACAGGCAGUGACAGCCAGUGCUCCGGCGUCACCAGUCCUUGUGAGUAAGCCUCGACCCCUCAGCAUGGCCUUGCCCAGCACAAACUCCUCUCCGUUCAGCUCCCCCACUAUGCCCGCCGACGUGCCAAAGAAGCGACGCGCACCCCAACCCCCAGCUCUUGUGUCCCAGAGCUGCCCUUCGGACCUCGGACCUCGACAGACACUAGAUUCUGAACCUGAGGCCCAGGUGGACGUCGACCAGGUGUCGAGUUUAAGUCGCAGGUCCUCAACAGAGUCUUCCCUAAAGAGAACCAAGCGCAAGGCUCCUCCACCUCCAACAUCGCCCGCUAUCGUUGUCCAAGAUAAACCUUCACAAGAUGGGUGUUCACAAGGGCUCGCAGCUUCCAAUACACUGGAGGAGAUCAGGGAGCAGGAAGAAACCACCGUGUCUGUAAUUUCUAGAACUGUGAGUGAUACCCAGGGAGACGACAGCAGUCUCAACUUGUCGGUGAACGUCUCCCUGGACUCUUCGUCCCCCGACGCCGAGAUGCUGAGCCUGGGCACCGGGGACGAUCAGCCUGGUGAUCUGUCCUCAGAUGGCAAAUCAAGACAGAGCACAGCGAAGGAUUCUGUGGCAGAUAACAAUCUGAGGCCAACUGCUGAAAUGGACUCAUUUGAACUGGCUGGUACUGAAAGUGGUUUGUGUCAAGUUGAAAAAGAAAGUCAGCAGCAAACGUGUGAGUCCACAACUGGAAGUGUCAAAGGUGAAUGCAGCAGCCCCUCCCACUCACCCACCCAGCCUGAGAUGCAGGAUGUGGAGGCACUGGUUUCUGUUCAGACCAGCACUGAAGGCCCCCGGGAGGAGAGUGACCGGCUGGAGACUAUAGUGGCCAGUGACGCACCAUGCACCGCAGGAGAGGAUGCUCCGGUGCAAACAGAUUUAACACCCCUGCCUAUACAACAGGAUGGGGAUGAUGUUCCUGCUUUAGCAGAGCCACCUGGCUCUGGAUCACUGGGGCAGAAGAGAGACAUGGCCACUUUUACAGAGGAGCUAAAUUCGCCCGACGGCAAGCCCAUCUUAUUCCACAGCUCAGACAACCCUCCGUGCCAAGCAACGACGAGUGUCCCUGCUGGAGCAAAGGCAGCUUCUACUUACGCCUCCGAUUCAGAGCCGAAGCCGAAACCUUCCAAUGAACUGACUAGGGACUACAUUCCUAAGGUGGGAAUGACGACGUAUACUAUCGUGCCUCAGAAAUCUCUGGAGAAACUGAGAUAUUUUGAAGUUGAGCUGACUUUGGAGACACCCGAUGUGGGCCCAGAAAAUGAAGCAGAUAUUAAUUCUCUUCAACUGGAGGACUCCAACGCACAGAGUGAAGAGCCGGUUGUCUCAGUGCAACAAACAGAGUCACAAUCUACAGCACCACCUUUGUGUGAUAAUACUACUUCUACUGCUACUACUACUACUACUACUACCUACAACACUGUUAAUGGAAGUGUGACUGAACUGAGCCAUUCCCCAGCAGCACCAACAAGUUUAGCCACAGUGGAAGAAAAGAUCUCAUCCACAACUAAUCGGGGACUCCAAGCAGGUACAACAGCAGAGGUCAAGGAGAUGAAAAUUCCACCCGCAACUAAACCCAAGCCCAGUUCUUUCCGCUUGCCACAGCACAAAAAAACACCUGGGUAUUAUGUAACUUCAGCAGCCGUCAAGAGUCUCAGUCCCACUUCUGCAACGGGCCAGAGGGAGGCUCCCAGCAGUCUAGAGAGGGCCAAGUUGCCGCCUCCUCCUCCUCCUCCACCUCCCAUGCAGUGUGAAGGGAAAACAAUAGGGGGCGCCCAUGUUGAGCAGAGCCCGAAGAAAGAUGACAACAAGAAUGUGCCCAUCACGACUAGGCAGAGUAGUUACUCACCGAAAGAGCCAAACGUUGGCCUAAGCUUGGAAAAACUGAGGAGCUUUGCAGCUCCAAGACCCUUUUCUCCAACAACCCCGUCCCGCUUCGCCCAGGCCGUCUCCUCCGCGGUCAAAAGGAGCCAGUCUUUAUCCCAAGGGCCAAAGUCUCCCCACUCGCCAGUGUCACCGCACUUCUUUUCAAGUGCGGGUCGUUUUUCACUCAAAGAGUCGAAGGGAUCGCCCACGUCCAAGGAAGGCGCCAGUGGGGAAGCGGAUGGGGAUGAAAGCUCCGUGCAACAAGGAGGAGUGGAUGAACCGCCAUCUCCUCGUGGGGUUGUUGAGGCAGGAGGAGGAGAGAGCGGUCCACAGCGAUGCCUUAAUCAUUCUGAAAAUAGACCGGCUCAGCUUUCAGCUGAGGAGCCCGACAUAUCUUCCAUGGGUUUGCCAGAGCCUGUGAUGCACGAGUAGAAACCGUCUUUUGUUGUCGUACCUCUUUUGGUAUUCCACCUAACAGUGUACAUAUGAGAACCUGAUGUGUUCUGGUUAUUAUUAAUUGCUGUAAUUUCAUUUUCACACACACCUUCUGUUUCAGAUAGUGUAUUUUAAAUUCUCGGGGUUUAUUUUCUGUAAUGACCAUCCGUGCAUUCAAUGCAUUGUCGGUGUGAAUGGGGAAAAAUCACAUGAGGUCAAAAUAUCUAUAAAUUAUUAGACUGAGUCACUGAGCUGUACUGAGAUUUAAGUUUAUGCAGAACAUUCGCUCAAUUAAUACUGGAUGCAUGGGUCAGACGGCCUGACCUAGUGGUACCUAAACUGCAGUGCCUUAAAUCACUUCAGGUCUGUACUGUAUUUAAAUAUCACACAUUCUGUUUUGAUUAAGCUAUGUGCAGAUGUAUACUGAUAUGUACAACUGGCCUGUUUCCCCUGCCUACAGUGCUGUUAUAAAUAAGAGUAAAAGUUUUAUCAUUAAAGCUACU